AUGGCAUCCACAACCUAUGAAAACUCUGGCAUCAAGUCUGCCUCUGGACCUUCAUCAGUGUCUGCAGAGUCUGAUGACCUUGUAGUUGCUGUCAUUCCUCAGAAAAAAGGCAACAGAGCCUACCGGUGGCUGCGAUGGAAUUUUGGUUCAGUGUAUCGUCGAAUCUUUGCCGUGGCAUUCCUCACAAAUAUUGUUAUACUCAUAACCCUCGCUGCGAUAUAUAAAACCAGGCAUGGCUACUACCUGACAUACGACGCUUGUGCAACAGCAACAUCUUCCAAUCUCUUGGUAUCCCUCAUUGUACGGAAUGAGCACUUUGUCAACACCAUCUUUGUCCUCUUUGGAUCUCUGCCCAAAAAGGCACCGUUGUGUAUACGGAGAGUCAUUGCCAAAGUCUACUCGUAUGGAGGACUACAUAGCGGCUGCAAUGUGUCUGCCACGUUGUGGUACAUUGCCUAUCUGGUGCUCGUCACUCAAGAGUACAUCAAGACCCAGAUGACGCCAAUCCAGAUCUGCGUAUUAGCUUUUAGCUAUGCCAUCAUGGCCUUUCUGGUGGCCAUCCUGGUCUGCGCCCACCCCCGCAUGCGCAGUCGCUGGCACAACUCUUUUGAAAACACGCAUCGCUUCCUGGGAUGGUCCAUCAUCUUUUUAUUCUGGACAGUUGUUCUUCUCUUGGCCAAGGCGUCUGCAACUCAGCAAAACAUCUCCAUGGGGUCAGCAGCCAUCAAGAUCCCGUCCUUUUGGAAUCUCAUUUUCAUCUCCCUCUUUGUCAUUUACCCCUGGCUGAACCUCCGGCUGCGCGAAGUCGAGACCGAAGUCCUCUCCUCCCACGCCGCCGAGUUCAAGUUCAAGCACGCGAGCGUGCAUUAUGGACAGGCGGUGCGUCUUUCCGACGCUCCCCUCAAGGAGACGCACGCCUUUGCCGUCAUUCCCAACACCCCCACAACAUCGGCGCCCGCGUCCACAUGCUCGUCGUCGGAUUUGGAAAAGGGCGCCGUGGAGAAGAAGCGGGCGGGUCCCGAGGGCUUUAGCAUUCUCAUGUCCAAUGCCGGCGACUGGACGCAGCGCAUGAUUCGGGAUCCGCCCAAGAAGAUUUGGAUCCGCGGACUGCCUCAAUUCGGCGUCAUUCGCGUGGCCGGCCUGUUCAACCCCGUCGUCAUCAUCGCCACGGGGUCAGGCAUUGGCCCUUGCCUGUCGCUCUUUGUGCAGUCGCCCGACCAUCCGGUGCGCAUCAUUUGGAGCGCCCGCAGCCCCGAGACCACCUAUGGCCAGGGCGUUAUUGACAUUGUCAAGCGCGCUGACCCCCGGGCCUUGAUCUUGGAUACAAAGACAUACGGUCGGCCAGACCUGGUCUCGUUGGCUUAUCGCAUGUGGGCCGGUGAGGAUGGCAGCCCUGGCGGUGACGCGGCGCCUAUGAAGUGUGAGGCUGCAGUCAUCAUCUCGAAUCAGAAAGUGACGGAAAAAGUUGUGUAUGGCCUGGAAGCGCGUGGCGUCCCUGCUUAUGGAGCGAUUUUUGAUUCAUGA
This is a messenger RNA of Pestalotiopsis fici W106-1, 1524 nucleotides long. RefSeq lists its product as uncharacterized. NCBI's taxonomy places the organism in Eukaryota, Fungi, Ascomycota, Sordariomycetes, Amphisphaeriales, Sporocadaceae. The record is from RefSeq and is a predicted model, not a curated record. The transcript has a single exon. Bases 1 to 1524 code for a protein of 507 amino acids.